ACAGCUGGAGAUAUUAGUCCAAGCUUACUUCCCCUUUCCUGGCCUUCCCCAGCAGGCUGCAAGAGGGAUUUAGCGGGGAGAACAGUGACAUCUGCUGGCCAUUUUUUUACUAGCACAGGUUUGCUCAAACAAUGGGCCACUUGAAAACAGAGGAGCCUGUUUGUCUAAACAUCUCCGGAGUCUCACCACCCAGACAUGUUCCCAGUCCACCUCCACAUCCUAUACAGACAUCCUGGCAACUUAAUUCUAGCUGUGUGUGCAGAGCUGUGGGGAUAAGUGGGGAGGGACAUGUUGGGAGUUAAAAGGCUAUGGGGAAUAAGGAGAGGGAGUGGGGAGUCAGGGCAUUUACUAGGGGCCAGAAAAAAAGGAAGAAAGAGAGCCAGAUGAACUGGCAGAGCUCAGAAAGAGGGCAGUGGAAGGCCAAGGAGGCCACUGUGUGUCAAUGAGAGAGAGAGAUGGAUAGCAAGGGAUUUUGCAGAGCUUAUGUAUCUGAAUCCACAGUCUGGCUGAGUGCGAGGAGUGGGAAGCAACCGGGGCCACAUCUGGUAACACCAUCCAGUCCCUCCACUAUAGCACUCGCAUAGAAUCAUUUUUCUUCACAUUUGUCAUCUCCCUUCCUCCAUUCUCACUCUUCCCUGCACAGCGUGGGUGUGUAUGGGUGUGCAUACAUACAAACAAGUCCUCAAACCUGGGCUUUAAUCACCUUUACCCCGCACCUUUUCUCCUCAUUGCCUUCUUUCGCUCACCUCCAGGACAAGAUAAGGCAAAUCUCUCAUUCUCCCCACCCCAAACGUCUAGAAGACCAGCACAGAGAAAUGGGGCAGUGUAAAUCUAAGAAUCAAUGCUUUCAGCCCUUGUGAUUUUAUCACAGGUUUCAUUUGAACUCAGCACCCUAGCUCUGGCAUCCUCUGAUGAAGCAGAAAGCUGUGAAAGAGGACUGUCCUUGCACACAGCAACCCCAAAAUGAGUGAAAAGACCACCUUAAUUCCAGGAGAAAUACCAGCAUCAUCUGGUCCCACCACACCACGCAAGGGGCCUCCCAAGUUCAAGCAAAGACAGACAAGACAGUUCAAGAGCAAGCCUCCUAAGAAAGGAGUAAAAGGGUUUGGGGAUGAUAUUCCAGGCAUGGAGGGACUUGGAACAGAUAUCACAGUGAUCUGUCCAUGGGAGGCUUUCAGUCAUCUGGAACUGCAUGAGCUGGCCCAGUUUGGGAUCAUCUAAGUCACCAGAGUCACUGCUGGUCCUAGCAACUUCCGGUGUUUCAGAAAGGUCUUCAUCAAUGUUGACAUUUUUUUUUCAGCUCUUCCAUCCACCUGAUGACCUUUUAUUGAUGAUGUGUAGAAGGGACUUUGUGACACGGAGCUAAUUCUGAACAAUUCCUUCUCAGAUUAUCUUGGCUAGCAGUUAUCAAGGACCCUGAAUAACCAACAUGGUUCAUCAGAUGAACUUAGUGGGGUUAUUUAACUACAUCUGAAUGUUCUGUCUUCUCCCUGGUGUAUUCAACAUGUUUGCGAUAUCAGCCCUGUAUCUUAGGUUACUUCGUGUGUGGAUUUUUAUUCUGUAUCCCCCCAGCUGCUUGAGAUACUGUGUGUAUGUGUACUCUGUUUGAAAUCUUACUCUGUAUUGCCACUCUCUCAUUGACAGGUGAUGUUGUAUUAAGCUUUCUUAGAAUGUUCUCCCGUCCAGGGUUUCUCUGGACACAAGAAGUCCAACCAAUAUAAAGAUAUUCCAUGACAUCUGGGCCAGUUGUCCAUUAUUCUCAGGAAUGUGGAAUAGGUUUUAAGAGUCAUCUGUUCAGCCAUUGUAACAUCUUUCAAUAGAAAAGUGAACCUGGACUCUCUCCCUUGGAUAUCCAUAAGAAACCAUCAUUAAGAUUCAGUUCAUCAACAAGAGGAAAGAAGGGACUGGGAAUAUUGCAUCUACCCUGGAUUAAUCGACAGGUUAGUCAAGUAACCAUUAGAUUUCCGUUAUUACAGGAAGGACAAAUGAAAGCCUGAAUGUCCAAAAAUCACUAACCAGUUUAAGAAGAUAAAGUCAAACUGCAAUUUGUCACUUAACAGUGACAUACACUAUAGGAAGAAGAUUUGUUUUAUUCUUAUAAUCUGUCUGGGGAAAAGUUGCUUGGUCCCAAUUUUGGAUUUCACAAUAAGUUUAAUGAUCUCUCAUCAGUGGGAUUUUUUCCUUUCUUAAUUAGGAACAUGUCAAGAAGAGUCAAUAUUAUAGUAAUUUUUUAAAUCCAGACUGACAAUCCAUUGGAGAGAACACUCUUCUCUUUUCUAAAAUAGUGCCAUUCCCUGUCAGCAACUGCUGGGCCAUUAACAAAGUUCCUUCUUUAGAGUAUGGGUGAUUAAAAAUAAAUACAUUAAAAAGAGAUACUGAAAACAUUCCUCUUCUGAAUAUUAGACAGGCACAUUCCUUCUUACUAGCAGAGUACAGCUAAUAUGUCUCAUUCUUAAAGAGCCUAAAAUUAGCACUUUCCUUAACAUUCCCAUAUUUGGCUGAAUACCUGUUGUAUACAAAUUUUGGGUCACCUUUUCUUGUUCCUAUUUGUUUUAAAAUGUUUACAGAGGCACAGUUUGAAUAAAAGAAAUAAUACAUAAUUCAGAGAGA
Messenger RNA from Gavialis gangeticus (Gharial), 2610 nucleotides. It is a transcript of the gene PDE6H, whose product is annotated as phosphodiesterase 6H. The transcript has 4 exons. Gene Ontology annotation, molecular function: 3',5'-cyclic-nucleotide phosphodiesterase activity; cGMP binding. Gene Ontology annotation, cellular component: photoreceptor outer segment membrane. Lineage: Eukaryota; Metazoa; Chordata; Crocodylia; Gavialidae. Bases 964 to 1221 code for a protein of 85 amino acids. Gene Ontology annotation, biological process: positive regulation of epidermal growth factor receptor signaling pathway; positive regulation of G protein-coupled receptor signaling pathway; visual perception. The record is from RefSeq and is a predicted model, not a curated record.